Trichoderma harzianum CBS 226.95 is the source of this 859-nucleotide messenger RNA. RefSeq lists its product as hypothetical. The transcript is spliced from 3 exons. Gene Ontology annotation, molecular function: structural constituent of ribosome. NCBI's taxonomy places the organism in Eukaryota, Fungi, Ascomycota, Sordariomycetes, Hypocreales, Hypocreaceae. Gene Ontology annotation, cellular component: ribosome; mitochondrial small ribosomal subunit. The record is from RefSeq and is a predicted model, not a curated record. Gene Ontology annotation, biological process: translation. Bases 118 to 459 code for a protein of 113 amino acids.
GCAUCAUCAAACUUUGGCCCCAAAACUUCAAUAUCGCAAUAUCGCCCAAUCGCCAACCAUUUCCCACAGAACAGGCUCGAGUUCGGCCGCUCGCCAAAACACACCCGCCAGCCCAACAUGUCCAUGUUCCGGGCCAAGAAGCUCGACCUGGGCUGCUUCGUCAAGGCCCGCACCAUUCGCGACCACACCAAGCGCAAGGUCUUUGAGGAACACGAAGCCGAGAGACAAGCUCUUCGAUACGUGAUCCGCAACACGACUUUGCCGCCCCGAACUCGUGCCACGGCUCAGCUGCAGCUGUCGCAGAUGCACUGCUACACCCGGCCCACGCAGAUUCGCAACCGCUGUAUAAUGGGAGGCCAGGGGCGUGGUGUGCUGAGGGCGUUUAAGAUGACAAGAUUCAAUUUCCGUAUGGAGGCCAUGGCGGGAAAUCUCCCUGGGGUGAAGAGGGCAAGCUGGUAGACGGGGUGGGAAUCUUUACGACGCAAAAAUCAUGAUUAUAUGUGACUUCGACUGUAUAAAUCUGUGUACGAUAUCACGGGGUCUCUCUGGGAGACGCAACUUUUGGGCGAUAGAGCUGAGGGGAUAUAAAAUAAGGGCAAAGAAAUCUUUCAUCAACCAACGCCAAGGAACCAUCUCAUUUCGGCCGUGAUUCUGCUGUGUUCUUUUUGAAGCUUUGAAGGCAAGAUAUAUGCAUUGACUCUACUAAGGAGGAGGCGCAAGCGCUAUUAAUCGCAUCUACAAGUUAUAUAUUGCACGGCCGUUAUUUAACUUUGGCAUCUUGCUUGAACAGCUUAUGCAUUGCUGCUUAAUGGCUAUUUGACUAUCAAUUGCUGUCAAAUUAACUCACCGGAGAAUAUAC